Messenger RNA from Fukomys damarensis (Damara mole-rat), 4353 nucleotides. RefSeq names its product janus kinase and microtubule interacting protein 1 (gene Jakmip1). The transcript is spliced from 23 exons. Lineage: Eukaryota; Metazoa; Chordata; Mammalia; Rodentia; Bathyergidae. Gene Ontology annotation, molecular function: kinase binding; GABA receptor binding; microtubule binding. The record is from RefSeq and is a predicted model, not a curated record. Bases 214 to 2709 code for a protein of 831 amino acids.
UUUCUCUCCAGUACCCCAAGGCUGACAUCCUUCCCUGCUGCACUGGAACAGCCUUUUGUCCUCCGCAUCCUUUUCAGGGACCCGCGUGAUGGUGGCUUAUGAAGAGGACAGUCUGAGCCCUGCACGAGUAGUUAGCUGGGCCGAGCUGCUCGCCGCGCUUGCCGGGCGGCAGGCGUGAACCUCUGGACCUCCACGUCGGACCUGAGGGGAAGUAUGUCUAAAAAAGGCCGGAGCAAGGGCGAGAAGCCCGAGAUGGAGACGGACCUGGUGCAGAUGGCCAAUGAGGAGCUGCGGGCCAAGCUGACCAGCAUCCAGAUCGAGUUCCAGCAGGAGAAGAGCAAGGUGGGCAAGCUGCGAGAGCGGUUGCAGGAGGCCAAGCUGGAGCGUGAACAGGAGCAGCGGCGGCACACGGCCUACAUCUCGGAGCUCAAGGCCAAGCUACACGAGGAGAAGACCAAGGAGCUACAGGCCCUGCGUGAGGCGCUCAUCCGUCAGCACGAGCAGGAGGCUGCACGCACAGCCAAGAUCAAGGAGGGGGAGCUGCAGCGGCUUCAGGCCACGCUGAAUGUGCUGCGUGACGGCGCGGCCGACAAAGUCAAGUCGGCGCUGCUGGCUGAGGCACGUGAGGAGGCGCGCAGGACCUUCGAUGGCGAGCGCCUGCGCCUGCAGCAGGACAUCUUGGAGCUCAAGGCGGCGCGCAAGCAGGCCGAGGAGGCGCUCAGCAACUGCAUGCAGGCGGACAAGGCCAAGGCGGCCGACCUGCGCGCCGCCUACCAGGCGCACCAGGACGAGGUGCACCGCAUUAAGCGCGAGUGCGAGCGUGACAUCCGCAGGCUGAUGGACGAGAUCAAAGGCAAAGACCGGGUGAUCUUGGCCCUGGAGAAGGAGCUGGGCGUGCAGGCCGGGCAGACCCAGCGGCUGCUUCUGCAGAAAGAGGCUUUGGACGAACAGCUGGUCCAGGUCAAGGAGGCCGAGAGGCACCACAGCAGCCCAAAGAGGGAGCUGCCGCCAGGCAUCGGGGACAUGGCGGAGCUCAUGGGCGCUCAGGAUCAGCAUACGGAUGAGCGAGAUGCGAGGCGAUUUCAGCUAAAGAUUGCUGAGCUGAAUUCAGUGAUCCGGAAGCUGGAAGACAGAAAUACCCUGUUGGCAGAUGAGAGGAACGAGCUGCUGAAGCGAGUGCGGGAGACUGAGGUGCAGCUGAAGCCGCUGGUGGAGAAGAACAAGCGCAUGAACAAGAAGAACGAGGACCUGCUGCAGAGCAUCCAGCGGAUGGAGGAGAAGCUCAAGAACCUCACUCGGGAGAAUGUGGAGAUGAAAGAGAAGCUCUCGGCCCAGGCCUCGCUGAAGCGCCACACGUCCCUAACCGACCUCAGCCUGACAAGGGAUGAGCAGGAGAUUGAGUUCCUGAGACUCCAGGUGCUGGAGCAGCAGCACGUCAUCGACGACCUCUCGUUGGAGAGAGAACGGCUGUUGCGCUCCAAGAGGCAUCGAGGGAAAAGCCUGAAGCCACCCAAGAAGCAUGUUGUGGAGACAUUUUUUGGAUUUGACGAGGAGUCCGUGGACUCGGAGACUUUGUCGGAGACGUCCUACAACACAGACAGGACCGACAGGACCCCGGCCACCCCCGAGGAGGACUUGGAUGACACCACAACCAGAGAAGAGGCCGACCUGAGGUUUUGCCAGCUGACCCGGGAGUACCAGGCCCUGCAGCGGGCCUACGCCCUGCUUCAGGAGCAGGUUGGGGGGACGCUGGACGCCGAGAGGGAGGCCCGGACUCGGGAGCAGCUGCAGGCUGAUCUGCUGAGGUGUCAGGCCAAGAUCGAAGACUUGGAGAAGUUGCUGGCUGAGAAGGGACAGGAUUCCACUUGGGUGGAGGAGAAGCAGUUGCUCAUCAGGACGAACCAAGACCUGCUGGAGAAGAUUUACAGGCUGGAAAUGGAGGAGAACCAGCUGAAGAGCGAAAUGCAAGACGCGAAGGAUCAGAACGAGCUGUUAGAAUUCAGAGUGCUAGAACUCGAAGAGAGAGAGCGGAGGUCGCCAGCCUUUAACCUCCAAAUCACCACCUUCCCCGAGAACAACAGCAGCGCCCUCCAGCUGUUCUGUCACCAGGAAGGAGUGAAGGAUGUGAAUAUUUCUGAACUUAUGAAGAAAUUAGAUAUCCUUGGCGAUAACGGGAAUUUGAGAAAUGAAGAACAGGUUGCAAUAAUCCAAGCCGGAACUGUGCUUGCCCUGUGUGAAAAGUGGCUGAAGCAAAUAGAGGGGACCGAGGCGGCCCUGACCCAGAAGAUGCUGGACCUCGAGAAAGAAAAGGACCUGUUCAGCAGGCAGAAAGGCUACCUGGAGGAGGAGCUGGACUACAGGAAGCAAGCGCUUGACCAGGCUUACCUGAAAAUCCAGGACCUGGAGGCCACGCUGUACAAUGCGCUGCAGCAGGAGCCGGGGCUGCGGGCCAGUGAGGCGCUGAGCGCAGGCCAGCGCGAGGACCUGCAGGCGGCCGUGGAGAAGGUACGCAGGCAGAUCCUGAGGCAGAGCCGAGAGUUCGACAGCCAGAUCCUGCGUGAGCGCAUGGAGCUGCUGCAGCAGGCCCAGCAGCGGGUCCGGGACCUGGAGGCCAAGCUGGAGCUUCAGAAGCGGCAGCUGAAGGAGCUGGAGGAGAAGUUUUUGUUCCUUUUUUUGUUUUUCUCACUAGCAUUCAUUCUGUGGCCUUGAUGACUCCAGGGAGCCGAGCACUCGGGAUAGAAAAAGAGCUUCCGGAAUAAACUGAAUCCCCGACGGCCACCCCAACCCUCUUCAAACCAACUCAACAGCGAAACAAGCUAUUCAAAGUCCAGAGACUGGAAACAGUGUUCACGUUUAUUUGACAACAGCUUUAACGGGCGGCCUUUCGGAUGCACCACUGGGUCCCGGCCCGCCCAUGCUGCAUGGGCUAGCAGGGAUGAGGGGACUGUGUCCCUCUCAGAGCCACAGUGGUAUCCCAGCCAUCACCUUCAAGAGCCGAGGGGCAGAGACCUGAACGUCAGGAAACUUAAGUGCAAUUAACAGACACCAAGGGGCUGGAGAGCCGCUGCAGCGCGGGGACAGGCUGGAGUUCCUGACCCCGCACAUGUGCCUCCCCUGGCUGCAGUGUGCGCGCAGCAGGACCCCAGGCCCCUCCACCCUGUGUACAUAAACCCCAUGAGCUGUGCUGUGUCUACCCCAGAGUCUGUCUCUCAGGGGGACUCACACAGGUCCCUGGAUCAGAAGCCUGAGCCAUUCUGGCCCCGUCACCAGAACCUUCUGAACUGGAUGCAGCAGCAGUGAGUGGCCAGAGAGAGUUGGAGCCUCGUGGAGGUGGAGGGGCGGCUCUCUGGAGCCCCAGAUUUCCACAGGAAGCUGAAACAUGUGCCACGCUUGUGAUGCGACACAGCGAAAGCCCAAGAACACGGUGUCUUUAGGGCCAGGUGGACUGAGGAGCGAGAGCAGAUUCCACUCUUGAGGAGGCUCAGGACCACCGGAGGAGACCCCUGAAGCCCCUUAGGAGUGAAUCCCUUUCUGGCUCAGAGCAGGGGCUCUGCCGCAUGGCACAGGGAGUACCUGGUUCCCGACUAGAGCAGGAGAGCUUUAGGGGUGGUGGAUGCCCCAGAUGGGCGAAGGGAGUCCCCCCGGACACCAGGAGGAAAUUCUGGAGGGGAGACAAGACAAAUGUUCUUCGAGUGGCAUUCCUGCCGUUGUUCCAGGGUGGGCGGACCCCAGAGGCCCCUGCUCAGGUGGCUGUCCUCUCCCGGACUCGGGGCCGUCAGUCCACAUGUCGUAGUUUGGGAAUGUGAGCGAGAAGGGACCAGCUGCAAGCCAGGACACAGCACCACGCUGGCCAGAGAGCGUCCAUGCUUUGUGUGUGCAGGCUGUCGGGCCACUGUGAUUUCUGUGAUAAGAAACUUCGGGGCAAACAGACACAACUGAGAUUCCGGCUACCUCGAGAGACCGAUGUUCCUAGAAGUGUGGAUGGAGCAUGGAGAAGGAAGGACUCGAACUCGGCAGGAUUUGGGGCUCAGAGCCACACAGCCAGCACAGCUGAGACAUGCUGGUCUCUGUCGAAACCCAAGCCUAAGCACCCGCGACCCAGCCUGUGCAGAACCAAGAUUAGGUGGCCCUGUCCUGUGAGGGACAGGGUGGCUUCUCUGCCUGCUUGGCUCUCCCCCCCGCAGAUGACAUGGGGUAGUGCGGCCUGGGCUUGCAGUCGGACCACCUGGUCACUCCAGCCCAGCCGUCUCUGCUGCAGACCUGGGCCACCACAACGGCUGCACAGCUGGGGCAGGAAUUCAAACGGUCACAUCUGGCCCUAGGCGACAGCUCAGGCCCAGGGAGUGAGACACA